This is a messenger RNA of Penicillium chermesinum, 891 nucleotides long. Its product is annotated as alpha/beta-hydrolase. The transcript has a single exon. NCBI's taxonomy places the organism in Eukaryota, Fungi, Ascomycota, Eurotiomycetes, Eurotiales, Aspergillaceae. The coding region runs from base 1 to 891 and encodes 296 amino acids. The record is from RefSeq and is a predicted model, not a curated record. Gene Ontology annotation, molecular function: hydrolase activity.
AUGAGCCUUCUUACUUACAUCCGCCUAAGGAUAGGCGCACUGUUGCUAAGAACUUUCUUCAGACUCAAAGGCCGCUUCAUCUCCCACCCCGAUGCGAUUGAACACAUCCCUUCGCGAGACCCCAAUCGCACGAUCAAGAUCCACGUUUACGGCCCUUCAUGGGACCUCGAGAAGCUUGACGAACCUGUCCCAGUACUGGUGAACUUCCAUGGCAGUGGCUUCGUAAUACCCGCCCACGGAAGCGACGACGCCUUCUGUCGCGAAGUUUGCGAUCGCACGGGCUACGUGGUCCUGGAUGUCCAAUACCGGCUCUCACCAGAGUAUCCUUUCCCCGCCGCGAUUCACGAUGUGGAGGACGUAGUGAAAUGGGUCCUGGGACAGCCCGACGUGUUCGAUCUCAACCGCUUCUCCCUCUCCGGCUUCAGCGCCGGCGGCAAUCUUGCGCUGGUCGCGUGCUCGUCGCUUUUCCCUCUGAAUACCUUCCAAUCUGUGCUCACCUUCUACCCCAGUACUGAGCCCUGCGGGGACCCGGCACUGAUGGUUGCGCCGGAACGCGGUGGCAUGCCUAUCCCAAUGGUUACCCUGCGCUUUUUCGGAAAGUGUUACCUUCGGUACGGAGCUGACUUGCGUGAUCCGCGCAUCUCGCCUAGUCUUGCCGAUAUAACUCGAUUCCCGGGGAAAGUUCUGGUUAUCACGGCUAGCUAUGACAAUUUGGCUAAUGAAGCUGAAAGGCUUGCGAAGCGACUCGAGAAGGAUCCCAAGCGCACCGUCGUCUAUGAGCAGAUGCCAAAAUGCAAUCAUGGAUGGGACAAGAAAGCCAAACGAGGAACUCCGCAAUGGGUUUCGAAAUGUAGAGCGUACGACUUGGCUGUCGACAUGCUCCUAUCAUGA